Messenger RNA from Meira miltonrushii, 3910 nucleotides. RefSeq names its product HCP-like protein. Gene Ontology annotation, cellular component: endoplasmic reticulum membrane. The transcript has a single exon. Gene Ontology annotation, biological process: ERAD pathway. Bases 82 to 3807 code for a protein of 1241 amino acids. The record is from RefSeq and is a predicted model, not a curated record. Lineage: Eukaryota; Fungi; Basidiomycota; Exobasidiomycetes; Exobasidiales; Brachybasidiaceae. Gene Ontology annotation, molecular function: protein binding.
UUCCAACUGCUCAACAGCAUAUAGAGGAUACCUUUACAGACUACUAUACUUCCAUGUGUUAAUGCUUGGAGAAUCUUCGUCAUGAUUGGAAUCGACAGUGGUCGUAAAAGGGGUCGCCGGAGAUUAGGAAGAUGGUCUUGGAGUAGGGGAAUAGGAUUACUGGCAUUAUGUGCUCUCAUCCUAUUCUGUCUAAGUCAAGUACAGACGACACUAGCAGAAGAUUCAAAUGUCGUCGUACAAAGCCCCGCUCAAGAAGAUGAUAUGGUUGUGCCAACAUCGCCCACUCCUCCUUCCCCUAAUCCUUCUUCCAAAUCAAUGACAGCGGAUGAAGCAUACGAUCGUGCUAUUCGUCUUUUGCGUUCAACACUUGCAAACCAAAAAGCAUCAUCUGCAGGAGGACGAAAGGAGACUAAGUCACCAAAGGCAAAGCAAGCAGACAAGAAACGCUCUCCGCCUGUUUCAGCUCAGCAGAAAAGACUGAAUGGAAUCUCAUUAUACUGGGAAUUAUUCAAGAAUUGGCUUCCUUUCACUGGCAUCUUUCGAGAUUUGAUACGACUGCGUGACAUGUUGAUCACUCUGAUACCGUUUCCGGGUGCACGAAAUGAUGCGGCUGCAGGACAAGGUCAUCGAUCUCCCGUCAAUUUAGCAGCUGCUAUGCGAGGAGGAAGUGGAAUGGGAUGGGAAGGUGGUAAUAUCUUAGCACCUCCUGAAGCCUAUGUUGCAGGCAAAGAUCCAGGAGAAGAGGAACAAGCACGAGCUUUCCCAGGUGCUAGGCCGCAACAGUUAUGGCCAGAAUGGGAUGGUGGAGAUGAUGCAUACUUUGGUCCUUUCCUUUCAUCGUCUGAAGAAGAGCAACAGACAGAGCAGAAUGGCAAUUCACAAACUUCCUCGAACAAAAACACUUCCAUGGGCUGGGAUAAAAUAUCCAUGCCAGGCAGCCUGUCUCGCAAGAAACGAGAAGCAGAGCAAAGACAGUGGCAUGAUCGCUGGAGAGAGGAAGCAAUCGCCUUGCUGACGUGGGCUUCUGGAUGGGGAGAUGCUCCUUCCGUUGAAGAUCGAGAUAUGUUGGUAAAGCAGGCAUCUAUGAUUGACUGGAGCACUGAAAACUCAAUAUUCUCCAGCCAACAUCUGGAAGAGCAAUCUAUCGAAAGUUUCCUCCAAUCUAAGGAUAGACUGAUGGCCGUCAAUCAAACUCGUCCCAAUCCAGAUGCCCUUUGGGCAUUGGCAAUGCAUUCUUUCUGGGGUACACACGGUGCUUUACCUCAUCCCCUUCGUGCGAAAGCGUGCUUAGAGCGUCUUGUCUCUAUGACUGGUAAUGCAAGUGCACAUAAUUAUCUCGGUUGGAUGGAAGGAGGCGCUUGGGGUCGAGAAGGAUGGCGAUUGUUGGGUGUGGAAGACAAACGAUUGGUGGAAGAAGUAGAAGAUCGACAAUCGAAAGCAUUGCUUCACUACACAGCUGCUGCAAAAUCGGGCGACAGUUUAGCACAAAUGACACUGGCGUAUAGACACAAUGCUGGAAUUGGAGUCACACCCAAUUGUGGAUCAACGUUGUAUUGGUAUGAAAAAGCUGCUACUGACGCAUUGCGUAGAUACCAAUCCGGUCCACCGGGUGGGUUGACAUUGCCAUAUACCCAUCUACGAUUAUCAGAUUUGUCGGGAGGCGUGUUUGGGCCGGGUGCAUCAGCUGCUUCAACAGGAUGGGCUAAACAUCGACCUGCAAUACAAGCUAUGCUCAAUCGAUUACCAUCCGAUGGCUCCUCUGACGGUAGAAGACUGGAAGACUUACUCGAAUUCUUCACCUACCAUGCUCAAAGGGGAGAUCCCAGCUACGCUUUAAAGCUAGCACAAAUCUAUUACGGCGGAAGUGUUUUGGGUGCAAGUGAGAGUGCUGCUCGUGUUCCAAGAGAUUAUAAAAAGGCGAGAGACUAUCUCAUGCGCAUAGUCCGAGAUGUCUGGCCACUUGAUGCGCAAAUGGUCGCUAAAGGAGGGCCGACUGGAUUGUUGGCCAAAAAGGGCGAACAUGGUGAAGAUGUGAAGCUGAAUGUGGAUGAUACACAUGCCCUUUUGGCCGGAACUGCAGCAAGUCUCCUCGGUAGAAUGUGGCUUAGAGGUGAAGGCGUCCCACCAAGUCAUGUUCGAGCAUGGGUAUGGUUCUCACGCGGUGCGGAACAAGGAUCCUCAGAAUCGCAAAAUGGGCUUGGAUUGAUGCAUCAAUUGGGUUUAAGCGUUCCAAAGAAUAUUAAAAAAGCAGUUGAGUAUUUCGAAAUGUCUUGUUCGGCUGGAAUCAUGUCAAGCGUUGGUGGUUGUAUCAAUCUGGGAAAGAUUCACUUUCAACUACGUGAAUAUACGCAAGCGGCAAAGUUCUUUGAUUUGGCAAUGAAGUUGGGUAAUUCAUUCGAAUCUUAUUACUAUCUGGCUUUGAUUAACAUUCAUAUGGGCAGACUCAAAAUCGAUCCCUCUGAUCCAAAUGCAUAUAUCAUCGAUGCACCUGGUACGGCAUCGCAUGAUCGAUGCAGAAAUGCAGUCAACGGAUUCAAAUUUGCCAUCGAAAGAGGAGAUUGGAAAGAUCCGACAUUCAGCCGUGCUGAACGUGCUUGGGGUAAAGGCAUGCGUGGGCGUGCUUUAUUGGGCUGGUCGAUAGCAGGUGAAAGAGGCUAUGAAGCAGCACAAAACAACCUUGCAUGGGUUCUUGAUCGGGACAAGAAACGUUUGAAGAUUUCUGCCUUUGACAUCCCUCAAAACAAUUCUACCGAUCGACUUGCUCUGAUCCAUUGGAUUCGCAGUGCAGCGCAAGACAACGUUGAUGCUCUCGUCAAGAUGGGUGAUUACUACUACUAUGGUAUAGGAUCCAGUCUACCUUCAGAAGAGCGACUACUAGAUCUUGAUCAAGAAGAUGUACCCGAAAGCAGGACUGAAGAAGACGUUCCAACUGCAACUUCUGGAAUUUCCACCAUACCAAGCGUAUCCUAUGACAAGGCUGCAGCUUGUUACUCAGCAGCGGCCGAGAAACAAACUUCUGCUCUCGCAUACUGGAACAUGGGAUUCAUGUAUGAACGCGGUCUUGGUGUUCCCAAAAAGGAUUAUAAUCUGGCCAAGCGAUAUUACGAUAUGGCGUUGGAAUUGAACAAAGAGGCAUACUUACCUGUUCUCCUAAGCUUGGCAAAAUUAUUCUUUAUGGCAUGUUGGGAUGCUUUCACGAACAAAGACGCAACUGCCUUGAACCUUUUGAAUGGUUUAGCAUUCGGUCCAACGGGCAGAAGUCGUGUUUUAGGAGCAAUGUCAGGUGGAUUCUUCGAUAAUGGCGAAAUGCCUUACACGGAAGCCGAUGAAAUUCGAUUCCAACAUGAGAGACACGAAGCCGCCGGUCAAGCGGCUAACGGAGCGGCAGCACAGGGUGCAGAAAUGGGCGAUCACAACCUUCCCGAAUUCUAUGAUAAUGGGCCAACAGCCGCAGCAGGAGGAGGAUCGGGUCACAAUGUCGCACAAGGCGGUGGAAGUGCAACAAACGUUCAUGGAACUGAAAAUUUGGACGGCACAAUCGAAGGCUUGAUGAUCGUUUUCGGUCUUGCAGCUUUGGCCAUGUUAGUUUACGUUCGUCAAGGUGUACAAUUACGCCUAGAACGUCAAAGACGCGAAGAAGCUGCAGCUCGAGCCGCUGAUGCUGCUGGUGAUGGAAGUGGAAGUGCGGAAGACCAAAGGAGAAGACAAGAAGCAGCUCAAGCCGCUCAAGGUGGGCCUCCAGCAGUGGAUCCAAAUCAACCGUUCGGAUGGCCACUUCAAGAUGGCAAUGCAUAUGCCGGGCUAUAAAAGUAGUAUUGAAGCAAGACAUUGUAUAACUUACACAUUUCUCAUCGUAAUCGAUAUCACUCAAUGUUGGUUAUAGCAACAUAUGAAAAUUGGUAUGAAUGAG